This is a messenger RNA of Colletotrichum godetiae, 1062 nucleotides long. RefSeq lists its product as uncharacterized. Bases 1 to 1062 code for a protein of 353 amino acids. The transcript is spliced from 2 exons. The record is from RefSeq and is a predicted model, not a curated record. NCBI's taxonomy places the organism in Eukaryota, Fungi, Ascomycota, Sordariomycetes, Glomerellales, Glomerellaceae.
AUGCAUUACCUCCAAACAGCACUCGCCAUCAUCGCCGCGGCGGGCCCAUCUCUCGCAGAUAGCGACUUCUCCGUCAUCACAGGCACAGGCGCACCUCACGGCAUCAGCACCUCAGACUGGAACUCAGCAAUGGUCCAUCCCAACUUGACUACCUCAUACCGCUUCGACGGCCCAGAUGUAUCAGCUGCCUUCCCGCCAAACAACGAUUCCGCAUGGACGGCGGCCCCCUUUGACCUCAGCAUCAAUGUCGCCGCGCGAGUCCACACCACUCGCGACGACAAGCGUCAAUUACAACAGUUAUCAUACCGGCUUCGGGGCAGAAAUGAUGAUGACAGCGACAAUGAUGAUGACGAUAAUGACAACAACAGGAACAAGAACAGAAACCGCAACUAUUUCACGGGUUCCUCGAUCAACCUCAACCAAGUCGACGGACAACAAACCGUCGGCGCGGGUUGGAAGCUUUGCGUUAACAUUUUCAUACCGAGACUAGACCGGGUGGCGAGAAGCGGUUCUCAAGAUGACAGCGGCGAUUGCGGCGCUUCCCUCUCUGCCGAAUGUCGCCAAAAGCUCUUGGAGACAUCAUCUGGCCAGUUUGGGACAUGCGGGGUUGCAGACUUGCCCAGCGCAUGCAAGGAUUUCCUCGAGGAUGCCAACGGUGAACGCUUUGGUUUCUCUCCCAACAUUGCCUCUGGAUCCCAAAUCUUUGCCUACGGAUCCCAAGCCUACAACUGGGGCAACAACGACAACAACAACGACGACCGCCGACGCGGAGGCGAAUAUGCCAUUGCGAGCCGGAUGAUUUGGCCCGUGAUGCUGACCUGGGGCGGCUCUGGUGAUGCUGCGGAGAGCCGGGCUACUCUGCACUGCGUCCGCGCGAAAGAUGUCGUUUCGGGGAGCGAUGUGCCUCAGAGUCUAAGCGAAGAUGAUGAUGACGAUAAUGACAACGACGACGACGACGAUAAUGAUCGUAACCGUAAUGCGGCUGGGAUCAAGGGGCCCUUUGCUGGGUGGUCGGUGUUCUUGACUGUGCAGGUUGCUCUUGCGAUGAUACUCUACUGCUAG